Messenger RNA from Musca vetustissima, 2739 nucleotides. Its product is annotated as transient receptor potential cation channel protein painless-like. The record is from RefSeq and is a predicted model, not a curated record. The coding region runs from base 1 to 2739 and encodes 912 amino acids. Gene Ontology annotation, biological process: transmembrane transport; monoatomic ion transport. The transcript has 3 exons. NCBI's taxonomy places the organism in Eukaryota, Metazoa, Arthropoda, Insecta, Diptera, Muscidae. Gene Ontology annotation, cellular component: membrane. Gene Ontology annotation, molecular function: monoatomic ion channel activity; protein binding.
AUGGCAAAUAAAUUUCAAGCAAUUGAAAUACCACCAUGUGUAAUGGAUCCACAGACCCAACUAUCCGAUGCCUUGGCUAGUAAAAAUAUUAAAGAAUUUCGUGUGGCCUUAGAUUUGGGUGCCGAUCCCUUGAGACUGGACAAUAAUCAUUCGUGUAUUUUCGAAAAGGCGCUGAGUAUGCCGGGCUGUGCCCAAUUUGUUGAGGAAUGUCUGCAAAAGGGUUGUAGUCCAAAUAAUCGCAAUCCCCAUUUGGUAAAAUAUGCCAUAAGUUUUGCAGCCGACUCGCAAGACCCCCAAAUUUUAAAGACCCUUCUAAAAUAUUCCAAUGUUAUGGUGGAUAAAAAAUAUCACGAGUUAACUCCCCUAAACUCAUUGGCCAAAAAUAUCAACAAUGAUAAUGUCAAUAAUGUCAAAGAAUGUAUGAAGUGUCUAUUGGACUAUGGUGCCUCACCGAACAUACCCAAUCAAUCCGACUUUACACCUCUCCAUUUUGUGGUGAGAAAUCGCAAAUUAGAUGACAUUAAGAAGCGUGAAAUUGUUGAAAUGUUUUUAUCCCAUGGCGAUAUUGAUUUGGAUACAUAUCGCGAGGGCGAAUUGAGAGAGAAGUUAAUGGAACUGUAUCCCGACAUGAAAUUGCCUGAGGUUCGCAGCACAACAGAAGUUACCAUGGAAAAACUGUUGUCGUACAUCAAAUGUGAUGAUACGGAAAAAUUCAAAGAACAAUUUCCACAAUAUCAACUGAACAUAUCGGAUAAGGAUAACUUGAAGAAUACCAUGAAGGAUGAAAAUCUACCACUGCUAUUGGAAGCCAUACGUAAGGGUCACAAUGAGGCAUUUGAUAUGAUAUUGGCGAGUGGGGUUAAUUAUAAUGCAGCGUUGAGGGGUAACCGUCCCAUGGAAGUGGCCACCAUUUAUGGCAACAGCCAUGCCCUGAGACGCCUUUUGGAAUUGGAGGAUUUGAAAAUGGGCGAUCAUGAUUAUCCCUUGAUUACCGUGAUACGUAAAAUGAACGAACAACCGGCCCAGGAAUAUUGUGAUUAUCGCAAAUGUUUCUAUACCCUAUUGGAAUCGGAUCGAAUUGAUAUCAACGAAAUGGAUAAGACCCGCUCGACACCCCUGCAUUAUGCUGUGAAAUAUCGUAACACCGAAGCCAUACGAGAACUAUUGAAACGUGGUGCCUAUAUUGGUGUGAAGAGUAAAUUCCAUGAACUGCCCAUCGACGGCAUGAGUCCAGAAUUGCUGGAGGAACAUUUCGAUCAUUGCAUUAGUUCAAAUGGUGCCCGUGCAGGUGAUGAAUCCUUUGAGAUUUUAAUUAAUUUUAUGAACUUGAUGCCUGAGAUGAGCGGUUCCAAGCCAAAGGCUAACCACCAACAUCUACGCGAAGAAAUGGCUCCGAUUGCCUUCAUAGCCAAAACUAAGGAAUUCCAGCAUUUGCUGCAACAUCCGCUGAUUACCAGCUUCCUAUUCCUCAAAUGGCAUCGCCUCUCGACGAUUUUCUACAUCAAUUUUCUGCUGUAUUUCUUCUUUGCCGUUUCCAUUGUGGCCCACACCGUUUUGAAAUGCAGUGAAAGUGAUUCGAAUGCGGCCACGGCGAUUUUUGGUCUCAUCUCAUGGGUGGGCAUUUUCUAUAUGAUAUUGCGUGAGGCAAUACAAUUUGUCAUGUCACCGAUACAUUAUUUCCGUUCGCCCACAAAUUAUAUGGAAGUGGUGCUCAUCGUUCUGGCCAUUAUAACAUGUAGUACAUCCAGCUAUGAUCUGCAGAAAGAGAGAAUAAUUCCCGUCCUUACCAUGCUUCUUAUUUCGGUGGAACUAUGUCUGCUCGUUGGCUCCCUUCCGGUGCUUUCCAUUUCCACGCAUAUGCUUAUGCUGAAGGCUGUCUGCAAAAGUUUCAUCAAAAGCUUCACGCUCUAUUCGAUCUUCGUCAUCACUUUCAGUUUGUGUUUCUAUAUUUUGUUCGGUAAACCACAGGUGGAUGCUGAUAAUAAACCUGUACCGCCCGAAGACGAUGAUUUCAAUAAAUUCUCCAAUCCCUUGGCAUCGAUGAUUAAAACCAUUGUCAUGUUAACGGGUGAAUUUGAUGCAGGCGAUCUUCAAUUCGAUUCCGUUUACAGCUACUUACUCUUCCUUCUCUUCGUCUUCCUGAUGACAAUUGUCCUGUUCAAUUUGCUCAAUGGCUUGGCUGUCAGCGAUACCCAAGCCAUUAAGGAUCAGGCGGAAUUGAACGGUGCCAUUUGCCGUACCCAAUUGUUGACACGUUACGAGGAAGUACUCACCGGUCGUUCGGAACGUUCCAGUUUUAUUGUCAACCAUGAGCCAUUCCGUUCGAUUUGUCGUCGCCUGAUGAAUCUCUAUCCCAAUUAUCGUCACAUUGCCAUAAUGCCAAAUGAUAGCAAUAAAAUUCUGAUACCCAUUGGUGACACCUACGAAAUGAAACCGCUGAAUGGCAAUUUGAGGAAGAACUCCUUCCAUCCCUUGCCCUCGAAUGAUAUGGACAAGGUGAAGAAACUUCUCGAUCCACCAGUACAAUUUUUGCCUUGUCUCUGUUCCUGCGUCACCAAUAAAUGUUCCGAAAUGGAUCGUCGUACUGUCAAAUUGGCCAUGGCUGUUUUGGAACAGAAAACCGUCAAAAUGGAAAAUCGCAAACGAUUGCAGGAUACCGAGAAUCGUCUGCGUAAUAUUGAAUGUAAAAUGGAUGAAGUAUUUAAUUUAUUGAAAGCCAUUAAAAAUGAUAUGAACUGA